AUCGGGACCAGGAUUCAGCACAGGCCAAGCUCAACAUAGGCUGGCUUGGCAGGUUUGUUGCUCAGAAACGGUCAACAGAUGACAACUUGACCAAGUAUGUUCGCGAAUUUAGCAACGUCUCUGGUGAACUGAUGCGCUGAGGCCAGCUGGUGGAAUUCUUGAGAACAGAGAUGUUCCUGCAGGGUCUGCCGGAGGAGGUGCAGGUUGAAGUGGUAAGGAGGGCGAAGAUUAGCCCUCAGAAGUUCGAGACUAUGAAGUUCGCAAGGGCCCGGGAGGCAGUUGAAGAAUAUCUGGAGGAAGUGGCUGGAUUAAAUUUAAUUCGGCAGGGUCAUGAAGGGAAGCUUGCGAACUUCGCAGAGGAAGUGUCAGCUGCGCAUAGCUUAGUAGUUGUGCAGCCAGAUGGGCGAGUCCCAGAUGAACAACGACAGCCAGAGGACAGAGAACCAGUGCCUACAGGGAAGCGGCAGGUGCCAAGAACAGCCCCGGGAACAGGAGACACCAGGAAACGCUAG
This is a messenger RNA of Monascus purpureus, 512 nucleotides long. The record is from the annotation of a GenBank genome assembly. NCBI's taxonomy places the organism in Eukaryota, Fungi, Ascomycota, Eurotiomycetes, Eurotiales, Aspergillaceae.